CUACCUUGGUUUUGCUGCUCCUCUACUGAAGCAAACAAGAUCUGUUGGAUACUGUUAAACAUUUCUAAAAUGAAAACUUCUGGCAUUUACCUAGCUAUUGUAGCACUUGUAUCUAUGACUGCAUGGUCGCAAGCUGAAGCGUUAACUAAAACUGCUUAUUGCGACGUUCAAGCUUGUCAUAUACCAGAAAAAUAUUCUUGCAGUCAGGGUUUGAUAUACAUCAGAUGUCUCACUAAUAACGUGAUACAUAAAAACUGCAACAUCAUACACAAAUCUUUAGCCGAAGUCCUGAUAAUGGAGACAAACAGAGACUUGCAAAAAUUGGGCUGCAAUAGAACGACAACAAGUGGUGGAAAAUGUGAUUUGAACUCCUGCGUUUAUCCCUUCAUCAACUCCACAUCUUUCUGCGAAGAAGCCUCUGAGUACGUGAGCUGCAUACAAGCAAUCCUCUUCGAUGUCGAAAAUUGUCAUUGGGAACAGAGGAAAACCGGAUAUCUCAUGAAUUAUGUACUCGCAAGUGAUGUGGUGUUCAACAAAAUGUGCUUAGAUGUCCCGACCCCGGAUCAGAAGAAGAAUGGCAACAAGCCGUUUUGUAUUAUGGAUUGCCUUAACGCGUAGGUCAAGUCAUACAUCAAUGAGAAGAGAGCUCAAAAAUGUCUUUUCUGUGUAACAAAAUAUUAUUUUAGUAUUACUCUUAACUUUUCAUAAACUAAUCAUAGUUAAAUAACAUGCAAUUAAACAUUAUUGUAUUACUAAAACAAUUAGACCAUAUUGCCAACGUAAAUAUAAUACACUGUGCGUUAGCUAGUUUAGCUUGAAUAAGUCCAAAGUCAAUAUUUAAAAAAAAUCAACAAUAUAAAUACUAAUUGCUAAUUAUUAAAAAUCUUUCAUAUUUUUUAAAACCAUUUAAUUAACAACUAAUUAUAGAUUUUUUAAAGGUAAUUGUUGUGUUUUGUAAUGAAACAGUUUUUUUUAAAACCACAAUGAAAAGUACAUAAAUAAAAUCUUUUUAUAAUAUUUUAUAAUAUCUAUAUAAGUAAAAAAAAAAGCUUUAGUUCAAGGGUAAGUUUAGUUUCAAAAUGAUUCUAAUGAAAUCUUUUCUGUUUUUUUUUAUUAUACAUUAAUUAAAUCUUCAAGAACUAUCAUAAGACAAAUCUAUUUUUUUU
This is a messenger RNA of Physella acuta, 1166 nucleotides long. RefSeq lists its product as uncharacterized. The record is from RefSeq and is a predicted model, not a curated record. NCBI's taxonomy places the organism in Eukaryota, Metazoa, Mollusca, Gastropoda, Physidae.